AUGUCUGAGCUCCUCGAAUUCUCCACAAUCACCCUCAAAGAAGGCUCCACGCCGCCCCAAUCCCUGCUCAACGACCUCAAAACUCUCGCCUCAAUCCCCGGCGUCAUCGCCUUCUACUUCGGCCGCCAACUCGAGAAUCCCUCCAAAUACACCUGGGUCGCCCGCUGGACCUCUCAGGCCGCUCUCGACGACUUUCACGCCAGCCCCGGCUUCACUCUCUGGGCCGCCUCCUACGUCGCGCCGCUGGCGACUUUCACAGUGUUGACUUGCGCUGCUGUCCACGGCGACGCCAUUGCUCCUCUCGAGGCCCCUUGCACCGAGUUCCUCUUUAGCUAUGGCGCUGACGAUGACUAUCUUGAUGCCCGGCUCGACCCUUUCCUCAAGGCUAUUUCUGACGCAAAGCUGCCCGGCAUGGGCGGCGGCAUCACUGGAGAGCUUGCGCCCGUGAAUCAUGUCGGCGUUGAGCAGCCGGAACCCAAGAUUGUCGUUUUUCUGCUGGGCUGGACCUCACUGGCCGAUCACCAGGCUCAGAGAGGCGAGGUGAUUGACCAGCACAUCCACUACAUCAGGUCGGGCCGCAAAUCUGUCGAGUUGUUCCAUGUAACGCUUCAGAAGCUAUAA
This is a messenger RNA of Trichoderma aggressivum f. europaeum, 621 nucleotides long. RefSeq lists its product as uncharacterized. Bases 1 to 621 code for a protein of 206 amino acids. The record is from RefSeq and is a predicted model, not a curated record. Lineage: Eukaryota; Fungi; Ascomycota; Sordariomycetes; Hypocreales; Hypocreaceae. The transcript is spliced from 3 exons.